AUGCAAACUGUGACCACCAUCGAGUCACAUACCUGUGGCGAGCCCUUCAGGAUUGUUGUUGAUGGUAUUCCUGAGCUCAAAGGAGAUACUUUAUUACAGAAACGAAACUUUCUGGAACAGCACCAUGAUUACAUCAGACUCGCUUUAAUGAGAGAACCACGAGGUCACUACGACAUGUUUGGGGGAAUUAUUCUCGAGGCAAUGACCGGAGGAGAUGCGGCCGCACUAUUCAUGAAUCCAAGCGGAUAUACCGACCAAUGCGGACAUGGGAUGAUCGCGAUUAUUACAAUGCUUAUCCAGCUGAAAAAGCUUCCUGAAGAGAGGUACAAACUUAAACCAGACUUGAUGUCUGUUUCUCUUGAAACGACCGUUGGAACAAUCCAAGCAAAGGCAUGUUGGAACGGUAAGCGAGUUGAAUUUGUGAGUUUCCACAACACCCCAGUGUGGAUACUCGAACGAGACUUGAAGGUCAAGUCUUCUAUUGGUGAGAUCACCGGUGACAUUGUAUUCAACGGUGCAUUCAAUUAUUUUGUUGAAGUCGACCCCAAAGUCUUAACAGUGAAGCCUGAAAAUACGGCCGCGAUUGUGUCAUUGGGUGAAGAAAUCAAGAGAGAAAUUAUUAGCAUGGGAGUCAAAUUCGUCAACAAGGACUUUCCGCAGAUAAAUCAGCUACAUGGUGUCGAUUUAAUUAAUUACCACGGCAAAGAAACCAACGACGAGACGCUCCCUGACCAAAGGUCGGCUCUGGUUUUCGGUCAUAAACAGAUCGACCGAUCUCCAUGUGGGUCUGGAACCGCUGGAAGAACAGGCUUACUUUAUCUGAAAAACCGAAUCUCCAUCGACCAUAAGUUUGUUAACGAAUCAUUAAUAGGGGGCAGAUUCAAGGCUCAGAUAGUGGAUGAUCAGAUUAUGGCUGACUGUGGCUCUAAACCUGCAUGUGUGGUUCAAAUAGAGGGACAAGCGAAUUUGCUUGGCACCAGCAGCUGGUGGCUCGAUGAAGAAGAUCACAUUGGGUACAACGGAUUCAUAAUUAGUAGAUAG
This is a messenger RNA of Ogataea philodendri, 1041 nucleotides long. RefSeq lists its product as uncharacterized. The coding region runs from base 1 to 1041 and encodes 346 amino acids. The record is from RefSeq and is a predicted model, not a curated record. The transcript has a single exon. NCBI's taxonomy places the organism in Eukaryota, Fungi, Ascomycota, Pichiomycetes, Pichiales, Pichiaceae.